GACACGGCGCGGCACCGGGGUGGAGCGGGGCCUGGCGGGGCCUGGCGGGGGCACUGACAGGUAUUGUUGACCCCGAAGAUUUUGUGUCUCAAAAAGAACUGAAGAUUAAUCUGCGGCUGCAGUAUUUUGCGGCGUCAGAAAAGUAGUGGGUCGUCAUGAAGCAAAAUUAUUAAAGGGACAUUGUCCCUGAGAUUUUCUUCUAUUUAACAAUGGACUCCUAAUGUAAGUGAAGCUAUACUUCAAGGAAUGAGGAAGACAAUAUUGAAGAAGAUGCCUGACAGGAGGGAAGAGUUCUGCUGCUAUUGAGUCUUGGAGCUUUACACGGGCUCAGUGUCACUCUUGAUCAGGUAGAAUACGAAUGGCCCAGAGAAACCAGCAGAUUGAUAUGCAGGUUUUACAUGACCUGCGACAAAAGUUUCCUGAAGUACCUGAAGGUGUUGUCUCCCGCUGUAUGCUGCAGAACCAUAACAACCUUGACGCUUGCUGUGAGUUCCUGUCUCAGGAGAGCACUAAAUAUCUUUAUGGAGAUGGAAACCUGAACAUUUCUGAUGAAUCAAGCCUUUCUGGACUUCGCAAUCAUAUGACUCAACUCAACCUUGAUGUUCAGUCCCAAAACGUGCAUCAACAGUGGAGGGAAGAAAAUCAACUGAACGGAAGCAGGACUUUGGUUCCUAAUAUCAGUGAUGACCCUCAUCAGACUGGCUUAACUAACUUUGAACCUACACAGGAGCCACAGGCGACACCAGGUCAGGUGGCUGCGGCUUUUAAUAUGUUUGGAAUGAUGGACAUGAAUCGUAGCCCUUCUUUGCCGCAGCAGCAAUUGGACUCCAAAGGAACAUCAAGCACAGGCCAACAAGUGCCCAGGUUCAACCCUAUUACCUUCACUCUAGCACCUAAUAUUCAGACUGGUCGUAACACACCUACGUCUUUGCUCAUACGUGGUUUAUCUCCACCUGUACCUCAAGGUAACUCUGUCUACAUUAGACCUUACGUGACAGCACAAAGCAGUGCAAGUCGCCAUGUAUCACAACAGCCAGGCUGGGCAUCUGGGCAACACACUCCUCAGUAUGGUCACAAUCAACAGCAACCAGCUUUUCAGACAUCUCCGUACUCACAUCAGCAACUGGGACAGCAGGUACAAGGUUUCUGGCCCCCUGCUACUUCACAGUACAGUUCAGCAUAUACCUCAUCCCAGCUGCCUCCACAUCCUAGCCAGCAAGGCCAUCAGACGUCUCAUGUCUACAUGCCUAUCAGCUCACCGACUAAUUCUCAACUACCCCCAUAUCAGUCUUCUAGUAAUGCACAACUUUCUCCUUAUAACCCUUACAAUAUUCAGAAUAUCUCAACAGGGCCCCGAAAAAACCAAAUUGAAAUCAAACUUGAAUCGCCUCAGCGGAAUAAUCCAACUAUGCUGCGUUCCACAAGUUCUCGCACAGCACCUUUACCUUCUACCAGCAACCCACCUGUAAAUAGGAGUCAGCCCAAACUCUAUAUUUCUGCCAGUCCUCCAUCUAAUGAGGAGUCGAUUACACGUAACCAGCCAAAAGUCUAUAUUUCAACAAAUCCAACUGCUUGUGAUGACCAGGUUUUGCGAACUCAGCCCACUGUGUACAUAUCAGCAAACCCAGGGUCAAUAUCUUCCUCCAGAAGUGGGACUGGACAAGUUAGCUUGGGCCCAGCCUACAUCCAUCAUCACCCACCUAAGACUCGCGCAACCAGCAAUAGCAAUGCCACCACAUCCCCUCGGGUGGUGGUCACACAACCUAAUACUAAGUACACUUUUAAAAUCACAGUUUCACCAAACAAGCCCCCCGCUAUUUCCCCUGGUGUUGCAUCUCCAACAUUUGAACCUUCAAAUCUGUUAAAUGUCCCCGAUCAUUACAAGGAGCCUGAACCCAUCCAACAUUUGCAGCUCGAUCCUGCUUCAGUACACGACAAUCGGAUCAACGAGACACGAAAACUUAGCACGGGAUCGGAUGAUGCUGCUUACACAGAAGCUUUAUUGGUACAUCAGAAAGCCAGAAUGAAUCGAUUGCAUCGAGAGCUUGAGCUGGAGAAGAAAAAGCUGGAUAAACUGAAAACUGAGGUUAAUGAAAUGGAAAGUGACCUAACCCAAAGACGUAUGAAACGAUCAAGCUCUGCUUCCCAGAUCCCAUCGCUAGAGGAAAUGCAGCAGUUACGAAGCAAUAAUCGACAACUACAGAUCAAUAUAGACUGUAUAACCAAAGAGAUCGACUUGUUUCAAGCAAAAGGACCACACUUUAACCCCAGUGCUAUCCACAACUUUUAUGACAAUAUAGGAUUUCGAGGUCCUGUGCCACCUAAACCCAAAGCAGAGCAGAAGCUUGCUACCAAAACACCAAAGCUUGUAUCAGAUCCAGAGGAGGACGAAGGGGCCCAAUGGAACUGUAGCACAUGUACCUUCCUAAACCAUCCAGCCUUGAACCGCUGUGAACAGUGUGAGAUGCCCAGGCAUUUCUGAGGCAGCGGGCUCACAAGUGGAACGAGUAUCAAAGUAGGAAAGCUCCAAUGAAUACUGAUAGGGAUGAGUCGUUUACAAGUCUGCAAUGAUUUUGAACAGCGAGCGCAAUGUGAAAAGAAUUUCAGUUACAUGCUGGUCUAAAGUGGAAACGUUACUACAGCACAAUAGCCAGCAACCUAACAUCCGUUACCUCUUCUGUGAUGCAGUGGAAGCUUCAAGAGUGCAUUCUGCAGUCCUCACUGUGCCUGAAUACUCUGAGCCUGGAUGUCAGGUUGCCUUACCAGAUGCAGUAUUACCAGUUAAAGCAGUAACUUUUCACAAAGCCGCAACUGUAUAAACAGAUAAGGGACUUACAGUCUCUCCUGUCCUCUCCCCCUCCUCAGCUGUCCCUUCCCCCUCUCC
Callorhinchus milii (elephant shark) is the source of this 2884-nucleotide messenger RNA. RefSeq names its product TGF-beta activated kinase 1 (MAP3K7) binding protein 2 (gene tab2). Gene Ontology annotation, molecular function: K63-linked polyubiquitin modification-dependent protein binding; ubiquitin binding. The record is from RefSeq and is a predicted model, not a curated record. The coding region runs from base 359 to 2482 and encodes 707 amino acids. The transcript is spliced from 8 exons. Gene Ontology annotation, biological process: positive regulation of protein kinase activity. Lineage: Eukaryota; Metazoa; Chordata; Chondrichthyes; Chimaeriformes; Callorhinchidae.